UAGUGUGCGUGUGUGUAUAUGAGAGGUGGGAGCGCCGCGCGCGUGUGCUGGGGCGGCGGGGAUGGCAGAGAAGAGGAGAAGCUCGCCCUGCAGCAUGCUGAGCCUCAAGGCUCACGCUUUCUCUGUGGAAGCGCUGAUCGGCGCGGAAAAGCAGCAGCAACAGCAAUUGCAGAAGAAGCGGAGGAAGCUGGGCGGAGACGACGCCGUGACCGCCGCGGAAGGAGGCGGUAGCGGCAGCGGCGGUGGAUGCGAAAAAGGCUCGGUGGAGGGAGCCGAAGGCGCCUCUGUACCGCCGCCGCCAGGGGCCGGAGCAGGGACUGGCGCGGGGUCCCUGUCUGCCCGGAGUUGCGCGGAGAUGGAGCGGACCUGCGGUUCCCGAGGACCUGCCGGCGGCUGUGAAGACGGUUUCCAGCCCGGAGCCUCCCCAGCCAUGUCCCCGGGAGCCUCUCCGAAAGGGUCCCCAGUUCCUCCGCCUGCCCCUCUCCCGGUACUGCCUCAGGCCGGGUCCCCGCUACCCUCCCCGCAGGCACCCCGGGUGGAUCUUCAAGGCGCAGAGCUGUGGAAACGCUUCCACGAGAUCGGCACAGAGAUGAUCAUCACCAAGGCCGGCAGGCGGAUGUUUCCUGCUAUGAGAGUGAAGAUCUCUGGUCUAGACCCACAUCAACAGUAUUAUAUUGCAAUGGACAUUGUGCCAGUGGACAAUAAGAGAUACAGGUAUGUUUAUCAUAGCUCCAAAUGGAUGGUGGCAGGUAAUGCUGACUCACCUGUGCCACCUCGAGUUUACAUCCAUCCUGAUUCACCAGCUUCAGGGGAGACUUGGAUGCGGCAAGUGAUUAGCUUUGACAAGCUGAAGCUUACCAAUAAUGAGCUGGAUGACCAAGGACAUAUUAUUCUUCACUCUAUGCACAAAUACCAACCACGGGUGCAUGUCAUUCGCAAAGACUGUGGAGACGAUCUUUCUCCUGUCAAGCCUAUUCCAUCAGGGGAAGGGGUUAAAGCAUUCUCAUUUCCUGAAACUGUCUUUACCACUGUCACUGCCUACCAGAAUCAGCAGAUUACACGACUGAAAAUUGACAGAAACCCCUUUGCCAAAGGAUUUCGCGAUUCUGGCCGUAACCGAAUGGGUUUGGAAGCUUUAGUAGAGUCAUAUGCAUUCUGGAGACCCUCCCUAAGGACUCUCACAUUUGAAGAUAUCCCAGGAAUACCCAAACAAGGAAACACAGGCUCAUCUACCUUACUUCAAGGUUCUGGCAAUGGAGUCCCUACCACCCACCCUCAUCUUUUAUCAGGUUCUCCUUGUUCUUCUCCUGCCUUCCACCUUGGGCCAAACACAAGCCAGCUAUGCAGCCUGGCACCUGCCGAUUAUUCUGCCUGUGCCCGUUCAGGCCUCACCCUCAACCGGUACAGCAGCUCUCUGGCUGAAACCUACAACAGGCUCACUAACCAGACCAGUGAGACCUUUGCCCCACCAAGGACCCCUUCUUACGUUGGAGUUACCAGCAGUACAACCGUGAACAUGUCCAUGGCUGGCAACGAUGGAGACACAUUCAGUUGUCCACAGACCAGCUUAUCUAUGCAAAUUUCAGGGAUGUCUCCCCAGCUCCAGUAUAUCAUGCCUUCACCAUCUGGCAAUGCCUUUGCCACCAACCAGACCCACCAAGGCUCUUACAACACUUUCAGGUUACAUAGCCCCUGUGCUUUGUAUGGAUAUAACUUCUCCACAUCCCCCAAACUGGCUGCCAGUCCUGAGAAAAUUGUUUCUUCCCAAGGAAAUUUCUUGGGGUCCUCCCCGAGUGGGACCAUGACCGAUCGGCAGAUAUUGCCUCCUAUGGAAGGAGUGCACUUGUUGAGUAGUGGGGGUCAGCAGAAUUUCUUUGACUCUAGAACCCUGGGAAGCUUAACACUGUCAUCAUCUCAAGUGUCUGCACAUAUGGUUUGAUGGAGCCUUUAAUCAAAAUGUAACUUUUUUCUAGUAUAUUUUCUGUUCUUAGCCGUACGGAAAGACUAUCGUUUUGUGACUUGUAUAAUGUGUAUAUAAUAGAAGAGGAAGGUACAGUGAACCUUUGAAUUUGCUCAUGGUGAGAUAAUAUAUAUAUAUAUAUAUAUAUAUACAUGUUAUAUUUCCAUGCUGUGUAUACAUAGCCUUUUGAGUUAUUCAGGCUAUACAACUGCAGCCUCCAUCUGGCAAUCCCGUUGUACAAAGCGUUUGCAAUGUAUACAACAUAUUAAGCUCAAAUUCCAAAACUUUUUUAAACACAAAAUGAUAUAUUUAAAGACUGGCCCUGAUAACUAAACAUUUUUAACUUAAUUUAUCAGAAAAAUUCUCUAAACAUUUGUUACACCUGUGUUGAUAAUCUACUACUUAUGACUGCUGUUAUUCUUAGAGAUUUGGAAGGUGUGGAGAUCUUAAGUGCAGAAGGUCACUCAAAGACAACAUCAUACAUUCUGAGCUAUCCAUAAGAGUAGAAUAGCUUUCUUUCUUUGACUUUGUUCUUAUUCAGCAGGGCUAGCAUGGAAUCUUGGAAAACAGCCUGGUAUAGUAAAUAGAUGGGGCUGCCUCGAGUGUCAGACGAUCUGGGUUCAAGUGGUACCUGUGAUGUGUAUUUACUAUGUGACCACAGGCAAGUCAUGUAAUCUCUCCCUACACAUUUCUCUGAAACUAUAAGUUAUAGAUAAAUCUCACGUCUGUAGUGGAAUUCCUAUACUGUGAAUCCCCCAUACGAAUGAAACUACAAAUCUAGGCCAAAAAAAAUUUUUUUUAAUCCUAUGACCUAAAGUCCUUUGUGAUACUGCUUCUUGGAAAACCAGCAACAUCACUGCAUUAAAAAAAAAGAAAAUUAAGGAUUUGUUUUCAUUUUCAUUGCUCAGCAAGCAUAUUAGUGAUUCUUAUUCCUCUACAGAGAAUGCAUUUGUAGUUAUUUUAAUUUUUGCUCAAGUAUUACCUAAUUCUACAAUCAAGGAGACUGAAAUAUGUCUGUGUCCAGUUGUCUUCCAAAGUAUAUGGCACUCAUAUUUUGAUUUUCACUAGAGAAUGCAAUAUUUUAAUCCUAGUAAAAUGAGAAAGCGAGAGAGAGAGAGAAUACUUAUUUUUAAUAAUUUAAAUCCAGCUCCACAUUCCCAUGAUUCUAAUAAUGAAAUACAGGAAAUCUCUAUUUUAAAUCAAAAGGAUUAAUGUUGUCAGUUUCCCCCUUAGCUGUGCUUGGGUCAGGGGUGUGAGGGUCUCUCUUGCUUUGGGAUCUCACUACUAAUUGCCUAGGUUGGAAUUCUUGACCUAAGGUAUAUAGAUGAGGGGAGGGAGGUUAUGGUUUUUAUUUAUAACAUAGUGUCUUCUAACUCCUACGGCUUGGACACUCGCCCUUGUAAGCUGCCCUCUGUCAGAGUCUUUUCCUGUGUAAAUUGAUAUGCUGCCUUUUGGGUUUUAAAUAACACUACAAAGAAUUUCUGUGGGUCAUCUCCAUGAAUCUGCCUUUUGGAGUCUCUCCUGGCAUACUAAAUAAUAAGGAAUUUCACUGGAGGAAUUGUAAAGCCAUUUCAUCUUAACAUUUUCAAUGCUAAGGGAAUUUUUAACCUGAAAACCAAGAAAAAUGCAGAGUUAGCUUUGACUCCUCUCUCCCCAUUUUGUAUGUAGAUCUGGGGGGAGGUUGUAAAGCAAAUUACUUUAAUACUCUUAUCACAAGACAAAUGAAAUUAGCUGUAUAGGGAGAGCCGUAUUCCUGACCACUCGUUGAGAAAAUGAAACAAAACAAAACAAUUGGACCUUUAUGGACAUUUCAUAUGUGUCAGGCUAACAAUGCUAUGAGUUUAUUAUGCCUCUGCACUGAAUUAAUUGGUUGAAUUCAGAACUUCUUAACCUUUUCGGCAAUCUGGUGAAGCCUUUGAACCCUUCUCAGAAUGAUGUUUUUAAGUGUACGAAAUGAAAUACAUAGAAUUAUAA
This is a messenger RNA of Phascolarctos cinereus (koala), 3934 nucleotides long. RefSeq names its product T-box transcription factor 18 (gene TBX18). The record is from RefSeq and is a predicted model, not a curated record. NCBI's taxonomy places the organism in Eukaryota, Metazoa, Chordata, Mammalia, Diprotodontia, Phascolarctidae. Gene Ontology annotation, cellular component: nucleus; chromatin. Gene Ontology annotation, molecular function: RNA polymerase II cis-regulatory region sequence-specific DNA binding; DNA-binding transcription factor activity, RNA polymerase II-specific. Gene Ontology annotation, biological process: somitogenesis; regulation of transcription by RNA polymerase II; morphogenesis of embryonic epithelium.